GCCGCGGAUUCAGUUGUUGUCCGGAAUCCACGAUGAUCACGGAAACUCUCCUGACGAUCUGCGCGGCGGUGUUCCUCUGCCUUUCGUAUCGAUAUGCAGUGGGUCGACCCUCCGGCUUUCCACCCGGUCCUCCAAAGAUUCCGCUUUUCGGCAGCUACCUCUUCAUGUUGAUCAUCAACUUUAAGUAUCUGCACAAGGCGGCUCUGACCCUCAGUCGGUGGUACAAGUCGGAUAUCAUUGGACUGCAUGUGGGUCCUUUUCCGGUGGCCGUUGUCCACAGUGCGGAUGGAGUGCGCGAGAUCCUCAAUAAUCAGGUGUUCGAUGGACGGCCGCAGCUUUUCGUGGCCGCCAUGCGCGAUCCCGGCCAAGAUGUGCGAGGGAUCUUUUUCCAGGAUGGCCCCCUGUGGAAGGAGCAACGUCGCUUCAUCCUGCGCUACUUAAGAGACUUUGGUUUCGGACGACGAUUCGACCAACUGGAGCUGGUCAUCCAGGAGCAGUUGAACGACAUGCUGGAUCUGAUCCGCAACGGUCCAAAGUAUCCGCAUGAGCACGAGAUGGUGAAAUCCGGAGGAUAUCGCGUGCUUCUGCCGCUGCUCUUUAAUCCCUUCUCGGCCAACGCUCACUUUUACAUUGUCUACAAUGAGUGCCUGAGUCGCGAGGAAAUGGGCAAAUUGGUGAAGCUCUGCCAGAUGGGCAUACAGUUCCAGCGGAAUGCGGACGACUACGGCAAAAUGUUGAGCAUUAUACCGUGGAUUCGGCACAUUUGGCCCGAAUGGAGUGGCUACAACAAGCUAAACGAGUCCAACCUAUUCGUGCGGCAGUUCUUUGCCGACUUUGUGGAUAAGUAUUUGGACAGCUACGAAGAGGGUGUGGAGCGCAACUUCAUGGAUGUCUACAUAGCUGAAAUGCGCCGAGGUCCGGGCUACGGUUUCAAUCGGGAUCAAUUGAUCAUGGGCCUGGUGGACUUCUCCUUUCCGGCCUUCACUGCCAUCGGAGUGCAGCUAUCGCUACUCGUCCAGUAUCUCAUGCUAUAUCCGGCAGUUCUGCGGCGGGUUCAGAACGAGAUCGACGAGGUGGUGGGAUGCGGACGAUUGCCCAACCUGGAGGAUCGCAAGAACUUGCCCUUCACGGAGGCCACCAUUCGCGAAGGUCUGCGCAUCGAGACGCUGGUUCCCUCGGAUGUCCCGCACAAGGCGCUGGAGGACACCGAAUUGCUGGGCUACCGGAUACCCAAGGACACCAUUGUCGUGCCCAGCCUGUAUGCCUUCCACUCGGACGCCCGUAUUUGGUCGGAUCCGGAGCAGUUCCGGCCGGAGAGAUUCCUGGACGCGGAUGGCAAGCUCUGCCUGAAACUGGAUGUCUCGCUGCCCUUUGGAGCGGGAAAACGGCUCUGUGCCGGCGAGACAUUUGCGCGCAACAUGCUCUUCCUGGUGACAGCGACCAUGUGCCAGCACUUUGACUUCGUCCUGGGCCCCAAUGAUCGGUUGCCCGAUCUCUCCCAGAACCUCAAUGGACUGAUUAUUUCGCCACCAGAUUUCUGGCUGCAACUACAGGAUCGGCAUUGAAAGUAGCCAAGAUAUUAGAGUUAUCUAUUUUUAAGACAAAGUAAUUUUACUGAUUACGUUAGCUAGUUUGCUUGGAUAUUUUUUGAGGAAUUUUAUUCCGUCACAUUUCAAAAAUAUUCUAGAAUUGCCCAAUACUAUUAUGUGAUGCACC
Drosophila melanogaster (fruit fly) is the source of this 1716-nucleotide messenger RNA. RefSeq names its product cytochrome P450 304a1 (gene Cyp304a1). Gene Ontology annotation, molecular function: oxidoreductase activity, acting on paired donors, with incorporation or reduction of molecular oxygen; monooxygenase activity; iron ion binding. The transcript has 4 exons. Lineage: Eukaryota; Metazoa; Arthropoda; Insecta; Diptera; Drosophilidae. The record is from RefSeq and is marked reviewed. Gene Ontology annotation, cellular component: endoplasmic reticulum membrane. The coding region runs from base 33 to 1565 and encodes 510 amino acids.